AUCUGAUUAUCAAUGCAUUAAUACUACUAAACCUAAUUCAGAAAUUUGCUACAGCUAUUGGGUACUUUCGACUUUGGAAAGAAGGAUUACAGGAACUUUGUACCAAAACAGUCCUUUCGCUUUUAGGUCAGUGUCUUAUUGUGUAGAUCUGUCUCAAGGUAUAACUGCUAUCGUUAACCCCGUAUCCGACUUAAAAUAGGCUUUGUGCCACCACCAUUUAACCCAUGAUUCCGAGUAUUCAAUAUUAAUUCCCUCCCAUCAAGUAUUUAAAAACCAUAUCCACCCACGAUAUUGAACAAGCAUAACCUUUUUUCUGCAAGAUUUCAGUCUUAUUUUCUUUUAUAUCCUAAUUUUCACACCAAGAAUUUAGAAACAAGUAAUGAUUAACAAUGGCGCUGGCCUGGUACAAGUUAUUUUAUCUUUUUUCUUGGUUAGUUAGUAGUUGGAAAAAAAGAGGAAUAAAAGCAUGGUGUCUUUCAUGGUCCAACGCAGAGCUCGCUAUCAGUUAAAAACUUAUUUGUGCUGCCAAGUCUUCUCUCAUCCGCUUAAAGAAAACAAAUUAACAAAAUAAACAACCAAACAAACAAGGACAUGAAACUUUCCUUCUUCUUCAGACACCCCUGCACGUCCUUCCCUUACUUGCUUCCAACUAUCUUUCUCCCCCUUCACACACACCAUUUUAUCACCUACGAUUUCCUCCGAAUCGCACGUCCCCUUCCCUCUUCCCAAAACCAUCAGUUUCUUUUAUUUCCUUUUCUUGUACAAGCCUGCUUUUGGCAAGGCUCACAAAUGUCCGCUUCUCCUCUCCCUCCACGACCACCCACUUGUUGGCUUUACCAUUUCUGAUCACCUUUCCCUCAAUAUUAUGAAAGGAAAUACCUGUACCCUUUUCCUUAUCUUACUCAUUUUCUUUCUUCUAGACUUUACUUCCGCGAAAAAUGAUCUUGCAUAUUCCCCUCCUGAUGACUUUCUGAUUGAUUGCGGAUCAUCGCAGGAUACCACUCUUGAUGAUGGCCGAACCUUCAAAUCUGAUUCUUCAUCUCGGAGUUAUCUUGAAACUAAUGAAGAGGUACAAGUUUCAGUUGAUUCUGUUCUUGUAAAUGCAACUUAUAGUUCUUCUUCUCCUUCGUCUGCGCUUCCUCUUUAUCGAACUGCAAGGAUUUUAACUUCUGAUUCAAAAUAUAUUCUUCAUAUUUCUCAUCCAGGGUGGCAUUGGGUUCGUCUUUACUUCUACCCGCUUCCGCACCCCAAAUUUGAUCUUACUAAUGCUGUUUUCAGCAUUGCAGCUGACGAAUUUGUUCUUUUACAUGAGUUCUCUGUAAGAGAUAAUACCUCAGUAGUUUUCAAGGAAUACCUUUUCAAUCUUACAAGUGAAAGAUUUUCUCUUAUUUUCAAGCCCAUCAAGAAUUCUUUCGCAUUCAUCAAUGCUAUUGAGGUUGUUUCUGCACCUGAAAGCCUUAUUUCUGAUUCCGUAUCCACCGUUCCUCAGGGAGGAACUUUUAGUGGUUUGUGUAAUUAUGCUUUUGAGGUGUCUUAUCGGUUGAAUGUUGGCGGCACAAUCAUAACUCCAAAGAAUGAUACAUUAUCAAGAACAUGGCUUCCUGAUGCACUGUAUAAUACAUUUCCACUAGGAGCUCAGAAUGUAUCAGUUCCUUCCAGUUCUGUCAAAUACCAGAAGGAUGGGGCCAGCCCUUAUAUUGCUCCACCUUGGGUUUAUGCUACUGCAGAUCAGAUGGCAGAUUCUGAAACAAUGUUGCCGAGUUUCAAUCUCACUUGGGAGAUGAGGGUCGAUACAGGAUUUUCCUAUUUGAUCAGAAUGCACUUCUGUGACAUCGUGAGCAAGUCUCUUAAUGACUUAUACUUCAAUGUGUAUAUAAAUGGUAUGAUGGGUGUGUCAGGGCUUGAUCUUUCAUCCAUCACCAAUGCCCUUUCAACAGCUUAUUUUGCGGAUUUUGUGCUCAAUGCCUCAUCCAUCACCAAUAGUUCUAUCAAGGUUCAGGUUGGCACUGCUUCCGGUAUAGAGUCAGGAUUGGCAAACGCUAUUCUCAAUGGAUUGGAGAUCAUAAAGAUGAGCAACAAAGUAGGGAGCUUGAAUGGCUUUUUUGGUGCUGAUGGUUCAAAUGGAGUAAGCAUAAUGAAGAUCGCUGCAGGUAUUGGACUCGCAAUGGGGCUGACAGCAAUGUUGCUUCUCGCAAUAAUUUUUAUCCGAUGGCAGAAGAGGCCUCAAGAUUGGCAGAAACGGAACAGCUUUUCUUCGUGGCUUCUUCCUCUCCAGGGCACCUAUAACUCUACAUUCUUGUCAAGCAAGAGCAGCUCCAGGAGAUCUAGCAUGUUUGGUUCACGGAAGAGUAAGAGUGGCUACUCAGGUUAUUUCUCUAAUCAAGGUUUUGGCAGGUACUUCACUUUCAGUGAAUUGCAGAAUGCCACACAAAAUUUUGAUGAGAAGGCAGUCAUUGGUGUUGGUGGAUUUGGAAAAGUUUAUUUUGGAGAGUUGGAAGAUGGGACUAAGACUGCUAUCAAACGAGGAAAUCCAAGCUCACAGCAAGGCAUAAAUGAGUUCCAGACAGAAAUUCAAAUGCUCUCCAAACUCAGGCAUCGCCAUCUUGUAUCACUCAUCGGCUUCUCUGAUGAACAAUCAGAGAUGAUUCUUGUUUAUGAGUACAUGGCUAAUGGCCCUCUUCGCGAUCACAUUUAUGGCUCGAACUUACCUUCUUUGUCAUGGAAACAAAGGCUAGAAAUUUGCAUUGGUGCAGCUCGUGGGUUACAUUAUCUCCACACUGGUGCAUCACAAGGCAUUAUCCAUCGUGAUGUCAAAACCACAAACAUUCUUCUUGAUGAGAAUUUGGUGGCAAAAGUAUCUGAUUUUGGCCUUUCCAAGGCUGCAUCAAUGGAUCAGGGACAUGUGAGCACAGCUGUAAAGGGUAGCUUCGGAUAUCUUGAUCCUGAGUACUUCAGGAAGCAACAGCUUACUGAGAAAUCUGAUGUGUACUCAUUUGGAGUUGUUCUUUUCGAGGUGUUAUGUGCAAGGCCUGUUAUAAACCCUGCCCUGCCAAGGGAGCAGGUCAGUUUGGCAGAGUGGGCAAUGCAGUGGCACAGAAAAGGAUUGAUUGAGAAGAUUAUUGAUCCAAAAAUUGCAGGGACUAUUAAUGCAGAAUCCCUGAAAAAGUAUGUGGAAGCUGCAGAGAAAUGUUUAGCAGAAUACGGGGUUGACAGGCCUGGAAUGGGAGAUGUGUUAUGGAACUUGGAGUAUGCAUUGCAGCUACAGGAGGCUUCCUGUCAGGCUGAAGCACCAGAUGAUAAGAGUACAAAUCUGAUAGCUUUGGAAAAGCCAGGUAGUAUGAAUCCUGAAGGGGAUUCUGGCAUUACAGCGAGUGAUGAUUCUGAAGUAACUGUUGGUUCUCCUAUGUACUCUCAGAUAGGAACUUUUCAUGGAAGGUAAAAUUAAGAUAUCCAAUCGUAAAGAAACCAGAUCAUCAAUAGCAGUAACACAGUGGCUACUUAUAGCUCUUGAGCUGGAAAAGAUGUUACAGAAUUGUUUGAGCUUCCACUUGUAAUCCCUCUAUAGCGUCCGAACCAAGACAGCACAGAUUGAGGCGAACUCCAUCUUAUCAAACGUAGAAAAUUGGUUCACUCAGGCUUUUAUUGUGUGCAGCAAAGCCAGGUUGUAUUUUCCAGGAUUGACUUUCCUUUUUUCUUUUGGAUUCAAGUUUCUUUUUCAUUUCUAUUGAUGUCAAGUAGUUAAUCUUCUAAGAAGCGUCCAUGAAUAUUGCAAGCAUUCCAGCAAUUAUUCAUUGUGUU
Messenger RNA from Ricinus communis (castor bean), 3798 nucleotides. RefSeq names its product probable receptor-like protein kinase At5g61350. Gene Ontology annotation, cellular component: plasma membrane; plasmodesma. Gene Ontology annotation, molecular function: transmembrane receptor protein tyrosine kinase activity; ATP binding. NCBI's taxonomy places the organism in Eukaryota, Viridiplantae, Streptophyta, Magnoliopsida, Malpighiales, Euphorbiaceae. The record is from RefSeq and is a predicted model, not a curated record. The transcript has a single exon. Bases 866 to 3439 code for a protein of 857 amino acids. Gene Ontology annotation, biological process: protein autophosphorylation.